AUGCUUGUGGAGCCGUCGCAGAUGAAACCAGUUCCGUUGCCGUUUGCCCAUUGUCAAUUCCAGAUGUGUCCAGUGGGAUGCGAAGUGCAGGAAGCGGCUGACGUAUCGUGGUCGAAAGUGCGAGUUGCCGGUGAGACGCUCAAUCGUACGCAACGAUUGAGAACGUCGGAUAAUUUCAAUCAUUAUUGGUUGUGCACGGCUGUACGUCGUGAGCAGUAUCCUGAUCACGAAUCACUGCCAGGUCAUUCCAUCUUCGUAGUGGCACCCCUAACAAUGCAGAAUUUGUUGCCAAUUGAUGUUGAAAUACAUAUUCUCGAUAGCGUCUUUCCUAUUGCGGCGGGUAAACAAUUGCUAAUCACCACGGUGGACAUAACCAAACCACUGUCGAUUCGUGUUGUAACCGAUCGCAUGAGGACUGUACAAGAAUGCUGUAUUUCCAAGUCAAGUAUAGGAGAGGGGCAGCUGGUUUCGUUACGGUUACAUGACGCCAAUGGACGUCCGCUGGAUAUGUACGGUAACGUGCACAUCGGAACUGGUGGUUCGAUUCCUUUCUUCUAUGGUGCCUGUAUUGAUAGUGAUAAGUGUGUCGUUCGUGUGGGCCGCGGGCUAGCAAAGGAGCCAUACUAUGUGCCACGUUAUAGCCAAAAGUUCGCUCUGACUCCUGGUGUACAGGCGCUGAAGUUGAGCGUCGUGCACGAGAGCCUGCCCACUCUCUACUACAAUAUUGGUGUGGAAGUAAGAGCUGGUACGGGACGGUACAAAGACACCCAGGUGGUUCUGCUCACACCAAGAUAUGUGAUCAGUAAUCAGUCAUCGUAUGCGAUUUCUGUUUGUCAUCAUGAUCUUAUCGAUCGGGCUUCGGAGCAUGUGCACAUUGCGUCGCAGUGCAGUCUGGUGUGGAAUGAGAACUAUGAAGAUUGCCGGCAAAUGUGUGUUCGUCGAAGUGACGUGCGUUAUUGGAGUUGUCCAUUUCGGAUAGACCGCAUUGGCUCGUUCCAUAUCACAAUGAGACGUGACAGCAGAUUGAGGAAGGUCCCUGUUCUCUACCAGCAACAGUCGGAGGGCCCAAUAGGACAGCAUUUGAGAACGAUCUGUAAGGCUCGAAGCCAUAUCGAUUACGCUUGGGAUGAUCUUUAUGGAAGUCGACGGAUUGUUACUGUCGCACGUAACGCAGAGGAAUUUUGA
Ostertagia ostertagi is the source of this 1185-nucleotide messenger RNA. Lineage: Eukaryota; Metazoa; Nematoda; Chromadorea; Rhabditida; Trichostrongylidae. The record is from the annotation of a GenBank genome assembly.